Molecule: messenger RNA, 2640 nt
Organism: Oryza sativa Japonica Group (Japanese rice)
Lineage: Eukaryota; Viridiplantae; Streptophyta; Magnoliopsida; Poales; Poaceae
Source: RefSeq, a predicted model, not a curated record
AUGGAAGAGAUGUUGCGUCAUGCUGAACCUGAGGAUGUUGCUGGGUCCGCUCGUGGGUUGGAUAACUUUGAUGCAUUGAAAAAGGCAGCGAAUGAUCUUUUGUACGAUGAGGCAAAGGGCUGUGAGAAGGAUUUCACAUUGUUGCGGACAGUGCUUGAGCUUAUGAGAUUGAAGGCCAGAAAUGGUUGGUCCGACAGUAGUUUUAACGACUUGUUGGUUCUGUUGAAGAAACUUUUUCCGCAACCCAACUCCCUGCCAACAAGCACCUAUGAAGCGAAGAAGCUUAUAUGCCCUUUGUCACUGGGUGUGCGAAAGAUACACGCGUGUGUUAACAACUGUAUCCUAUUCCGUAAAGAGUACGAGGAUUUGGACAGAUGUACAACAUGCAAGAAUAGUCGAUACAAAACAAGCCGUAGCCAGUCCGAGGGUCUGGAUGUUGCCCUUGACGAUGUAGAAGAGUCCGAUCCAUGCAAAGACAGUAACAAAAAGAAGAUUCCCCAGCUUGUCAUAUGGUACCUUCCGGUGAAAGAUCGUUUGAAGUGUUUGUUCUCAAACCCGAGGGAUGCCGAAUUGAUGCGCUGGCAUCAUGAAAAGCGAAAAAAGGAUGGGAUGAUUCGACAUCCUGUAGAUGCAAGACAGUGGAAGGAAUUUGACAUAAAGUAUCAUAAGUUUGUAGAGGACCCAAGAAACGGACCACAACAACCUGGCAAUGACAUGGAUGUGUUUCUAGAGCCUUUGCUGGAGGAUAUGCGCGAUUUGUGGGAACACGGGAUCCGAGUUUGGGACGAAUUCCUGCGGGAGUACUUCACGCUACAUGCAAUUAUCUUUGUCACCGUCAACGACUUGCCCGCACUGUUUUCCCUAUUGGGACAGAUCAAGGGAAAGACGGGUUGCAUUAUUUGUGUGGAUGGUACCGUGUACAGGUAUCUUAAGCGAUCGAAGAAGCUAGUGUACAUGCGGCACCGACGUUUCUUACGAAAGAAUCACUCGUACCGCUCCCAAGCAGAAUAUUUCGACGGUACUAUUGAGAAAGGUGUAGCACCAGAACCAUGGAAGGGUGAUAAAGUGUUCAGAAUGACCAAAAACCUGAAGGUUGUUUUUGGGAAGACCAAGGAUGGGCUAAAAUCACGUAAGGACCUCGUGGAUAUGCAAAUAAGGAAAGGGCUUCAUCCUGUGGAUGAAGGUAAUAAUGGAAAAGUGUACCUACCGCCUUCUUGCUACACCUUGACAAGAGCCGAGAAAAUGGCAUUGUGCAAAUCCCUACAUGGGGUGAGAAUGCCUACUGGCUUCUCCUCAAACAUUAAGCGACUAGUGUCGAUGAAGGAUCUGUCGCUUUCAGGCUACAAUUCCCAUGAUUGUCAUGUAAUGCUCACAGUAUUCCUCGCGAUUGCAAUUAGAGCAGUCGAACCAAUUCACGUAAAGAUGGUCAUCACAAAGCUCUGUUAUUUCUUCAAUUCCAUAUCUCAGAAAGUAAUUGAUCCUGAAGAGUUAGGUCCUCUCCGGACUUUCGCUAUACAGACAGUGUGCGAGCUUGAGAUGUGUUUCCCACCAUCAUUUUUCGAUAUGAUGCAACACCUCAUAGUUCAUAUCAUGCCUCAGAUAAUUGCACUUGGGCCCCUGUACCUGCAUCAGAUGUGGCCUUUUGAACGAUACAUGUCCAUUCUAAAAGGCUACGUACGGAACCGCGCCCACCCAGAGGGAUCCAUGAUAGAGGGAUACACAACCGAGGAGGUCGUUGAGUGUUGCAUUGAUUACCUAAAAGAUGGGAAAGCAAUUGGUUUACCGGUACCUCGACAUGAAGGUAGAUUAUCUGGGAAAGGAACAAAAGGGAAGAAAAGAAUCCACGACAAUGACUACAAAAAAGUGAAAGAUGCUCAUUUCACUGUGCUGCAGCAACUCGCAAUAGUGGAGCCGUACAUAGAGCAACACCUGCAUGAAUUACAAGCAACAAAUGUGGGUCGAUCUAAUAGAUGGAUCAUGAAGAAACACAAGCAUCACUUUACUGAAUGGUUCAAGAACCUCGAUCUACCAGAUGGCCAUACCAUGGAAAAAAGAUCAAUUAAAAUGCUAGCUGACGGGCCAUCAAGUGUGUAUACCUCGUGGCAAGCAUACGAUCUGAAUGGAUACACGUUUUACACAAAAGCGAAAGACAAAAGGAGUGCAUGCCAAAACAGUGGCGUUCGCGUAGAAGCAAUCGACACAACUGAGCAAAAGAGCACAUACUACGGAUUCAUAGAAGAAAUCUGCGAACUAGACUACGGGCCAAAUAUGCAGAUUCCACUGUUUCGGUGCCAAUGGGUGAAACACCCAGCCGGCGUGUCUGUGGACAACUUUGGGCUGACAAUAGUUGACUUUGAAAAUGUAGGCCACAAGGAUGACCCAUGGGUGCUUGCCGAUCGGGUCGCUCAAGUUUUCUAUGUGACAGACCCAUCUCAUUUGAAGAAAGACAUAGUUAUUUCGGGAAAACAAAGGAUUUUGGGAGUUGAUGAUGUCGAAGAUGUCGAGGCAUACAAUCAAUAUGAGAACAUGACACUAUUCAUAGAUUUUCGAAACAAGAUAUUACGCGUCGAAGAAUCAAUUGGUGAAUCGCCGAAGCCAUACAUGAGAGAUGAAGGUGUGGGGAAAAGUGUUAGAUGCUAA